Molecule: messenger RNA, 1408 nt
Organism: Nestor notabilis (Kea)
Lineage: Eukaryota; Metazoa; Chordata; Aves; Psittaciformes; Psittacidae
Gene: WNT9A
Product: wingless-type MMTV integration site family, member 9A
Exons: 3
Coding region: 47-997 (316 amino acids)
Biological process (GO): canonical Wnt signaling pathway; multicellular organism development; neuron differentiation
Cellular component (GO): extracellular region
Molecular function (GO): cytokine activity; frizzled binding
Source: RefSeq, a predicted model, not a curated record
GCUGACAGGGAACGAACCCCUGACCAUCCUCCCUCUGACCUCAGAAAUGGAGGAAGCUGCAGUCAAAGCCCACUACAAAGUCUGUGACCGCCUGAAGCUGGAGAAGAAGCAGCGCAGGAUGUGCCGGCGGGACCCUGGCGUGGCUGAGACCUUGAUGGAGGCGAUCAGCAUGAGUGCACUGGAGUGCCAGUACCAGUUUCGCUUCGAGCGCUGGAACUGCACCCUUGAGGGUCGCUACCGGGCCAGCUUGCUAAAACGAGGUUUUAAGGAGACAGCCUUCUUGUAUGCCAUCUCCUCCGCAGGGCUGACGCAUGCCAUGGCCAAGGCAUGCAGCGCAGGGCGGAUGGAGCGUUGCACCUGCGAUGAGGCCCCUGAUCUGGAGAACCGUGAGGCCUGGCAGUGGGGUGGCUGCGGUGACAACCUGAAAUACAGCAACAAGUUUGUCAAGGAGUUCCUGGGGAGGAAACCCAACAAGGACCUGCGAGCCAGGGUGGACUUCCACAAUAACCUUGUGGGCAUGAAGGUCAUCAAAGCUGGAGUGGAGACAACCUGUAAAUGCCAUGGUGUAUCUGGAUCCUGUACUGUCCGAACGUGCUGGAGGCAGCUCUCUCCAUUCCAUGAAAUAGGGAAGCAGCUGAAGCAGAAGUAUGAGACAUCGCUCAAAGUGGGCAGCACUACCAAUGAGGCCACAGGGGAAGGAGACAUCUCCCCACCCAAGAAGUCCAUCCCUGGUCACAGUGAUCAGAUCCCAAGGACUACGGAUCUUGUCUACAUUGACGAUUCCCCAAGUUUCUGUAUGAUGAGUAGAUACUCACCCGGGACUUCGGGAAGGAAAUGUUACAAAGACAAGAACUGUGACAGCAUCUGCUGUGGGCGAGGGCACAAUACGCAGAGUCGGGUGGUCACCCGUCCAUGCCAGUGCCAGGUCCGUUGGUGCUGCUAUGUGGAAUGCAAGCAAUGCACCCAGAGAGAAGAGGUUUAUACCUGCAAAGAUUGACGUGUCUUCUGCUCAAUGGCAACCCUUGGUGAUGGGUGAUGGCGAUCUAUGAGAACUGCAAAUGGAGACAAACAGGGUUUGAUUGACCUUCUGGGAUCUGAAAGCUAUGUUGAGACAUAAGCACUUUGUAGGGUACAGGUGACCCAGCUGUGUUGCUGUUUUGUUUUUGUUUUGUUUUGUUUUCCCGUAGACUGAGUUUUAAUGAGGUCCAACCAUGUGGAAAUAAGUGCCUGUCACACUGGGGUUAGACACCAGUUGACCUUCACUUUAGUCUACGCAGUUUGAUGGAUCAUUUAUCCUUGGAACAUCUUGAUCGUUCCACCAAUCCUCCAUGAAUUCCUGGGCUAAUAUAUUCUCUUCGGCAUAAAUAGCCUAUACUACUUUAUUCCUGAAGCUUACCCAACAACUUAG